Acanthochromis polyacanthus (spiny chromis) is the source of this 774-nucleotide messenger RNA. It is a transcript of the gene agr2, whose product is annotated as anterior gradient 2. The record is from RefSeq and is a predicted model, not a curated record. The transcript has 8 exons. Gene Ontology annotation, cellular component: endoplasmic reticulum. Lineage: Eukaryota; Metazoa; Chordata; Actinopteri; Pomacentridae. The coding region runs from base 59 to 559 and encodes 166 amino acids.
GAUCCUGAAGCCGCGGUUCGUCAGAUUCUCACCUGGCCAGUCGGGAACAGUCUAUAGGAUGAUCAAAGCAGCGUUGUCUGUGCUCUUGGUCCUGGCGGCCGUGUCCUCCACCUUUGCUAAAUAUAUCCCAAAGACUGGGAAGAGGAUCCCUCAGACUCUGUCCAGAGGGUGGGGUGAUCAGCUGAUCUGGGCUCAGACUUAUGAGGAGGGUCUGUACUGGUCGAGGUCAAGGAACAAGCCACUGAUGGUACUCUUUCACCUUGAGGACUGCCCACAUAGUCAGGCACUGAAGAAGGAGUUUUCUGAGAACAAUGAGCUCCAGAGAACUCUUGAUGAGGACUUCAUUGUUCUCAACCUGGUGUAUGAAACCACAGACAAACAUCUCUCCCCUGAUGGCCAGUAUGUUCCCAGAAUCCUUUUUGUUGACCCCACAAUGACAGUGAGGGCCGACAUCAAUGGUCGCUACUCCAACCGGAUGUAUGCCUAUGAGCCAAAUGACAUCAAACUCUUGUUGAGUAACAUGCAAAAGGCUAAGAAGCUCCUGAAGUCUGAGCUGUGAGCACCAUGAGGAGCCAUUGUGACCCUGGUCCAGACUUUGCUUUUGCCACGGAUGCUGAUAACAUGAUGUCACUGAAGAUUACACAUGAAAAACCAGCUCCUCACCUUCACUUGAAACAUUUCCUCCUUGAAUUCCCUUCCUGAUUUGUACCGUUGUUAUUAUUCCUGUACAAUCAGAGUGUUUUUUGAAUAAAUAUAUGUAUCUCGUCAUACGUA